AUGGCGAAGAAGAAGAGCAAACAGAUUAUUCGGCCAUGGUGUUGGUACUGUGAGCGGGAGUUCGAGGAUGAAAAGGUUCUAAUGCAGCAUCAGAAGGCUAAGCACUUCAAAUGCAAUCUAUGUCCUCGGCGUCUGAACACCGCGGGUGGAUUGGCAGUGCACAUACAGCAAGUCCACAAGCUUGAACCCGAAAACCUUCCCCGCAUCGAGAAUGCUCUUCCUGGAAGGGAUGGGUACGAAGUCGAAAUCUUCGGCAUGGAGGGUAUACCUGCGCCUGACGUUGCAGAUUACAAACGACGUAAGGAAAUAGAGCUAGGUCUUAAUCCAGGAACCAUCAGCCAACCUCAGUCCAAGCGGCCCAAAAUUGACAACCGUCCUCUCUCGGAGGAGGAGUUGAGGGUGCAGCUUCAAGCGCACAAGGCGCUCAUGGGAGGAUCUGACACCACUGCUGCCCCUGCGACCCCGGAAGGCGUUUCAGGCGCCGUAUAUGGUGCUCCGCAAGCGUAUGCUACACCGCCAGCCCCGGUUAUGCCACCUCCAUCAGCCUCGCCGCCAGGAAUGCCUUCAAUGAUGCCCCUAGGUGCGCCCCCUUUUGUCCCUGGUGCGAUACCGCCUGGUUUCCCAGGACAGCUUCCCCCGUUCCCAAUGCCUGGGAUGCCGGGCAUGCCUCCCGGUCCUCCUCCACCGGGAUUCUCGAUGCCACCGUUCGCGGGUUCCCCUCCCCCAGGCAUGUUCCCUCCUGGAAUGCCCCCGGCACCCUUCCCUCACGGCAUGCGUCCGCCUUUCCCACCUCCAUCUUUCCUGCCGCCUGGUGUUGUUCCUUCAUUCCCACCCAGUGGCGCGACUCCGCCUACCAUGCCAGUAACUCCCGUAGCCCCUGGGUCGUCGGUUUCCCCUCCUCCUCUGCUUCGCGUCUCGGGUGUAUCUGCUCUGCCCGCUGUUGCGACCCCGGCUGCGGUGCCACAACCGGUAUCUACCACUCCGCCCCCUUUGACACUCCCACAUCCGUCCUUAGCGCAGACUAAUCCUCCGUUCAAGAAAGCGACCGUUCUUAAGUGGUCAGAUGCAAACUUCGCUCCAGAGGAAAAACGCGCUUCGGAGCGCAAGUAUUAUUUCCCGAAGGGGCUGUCUAAGUCUGGUGAUUCUCAUGCCGUGCCUGGGCAGGAGGAGGCCAGGGGUAAGAAAAGAGCCCGCGCAGAAGAUUUCUUGUAA
Molecule: messenger RNA, 1212 nt
Organism: Sparassis crispa
Lineage: Eukaryota; Fungi; Basidiomycota; Agaricomycetes; Polyporales; Sparassidaceae
Exons: 6
Coding region: 1-1212 (403 amino acids)
Cellular component (GO): nucleus
Source: RefSeq, a predicted model, not a curated record